ACGGCGAGUGGGGAAGGCGUCUGUCAAGCGGCAGACAGUUGAGUGUUUCGCCGCGCUGCUCAAACAAGAUAGCUAAAAAAGAAAAGAAAAAAAAAAUUGUGCCAGAGUGAUUCACAGUUUCGAGUUCCCAUUUUGUACAUGGUGGUAAAUGAGUUCAAUAUUACUGUAAGUGUGGGUAGAAUGUACAGGUGAAACGUUUACCUCAAUGUUAAGGAGGUAAAGAGCUUUCCCAAGCAGCUUAUACUGUACACCCGGAAGUUCUUUCUUUUCCGUGUGUUGCGUGAGCUAAGAAAAUACUAACGAGUGGAAAGUGACAUUUUGGAAAGUUAUUGGAUGCAUUAAUAAUGGGAAAGGAACGUUUUUUGGAGAUCAUCUGCCUCGUCGCCUUGAGUGCACACACAGGAGAGGCCUCGAUUGGGAAGAUCAUCGACAAAGGACUGGAGAUUGGAUACGAACUAUACGAAUAUUUGGGUCUGCGGCCGCCCAUAUUAGGACAGCCCGUGUAUGGAGCACCUGUGUAUGGGCCUCCCGUGUACGGACCUCCCGUGUAUGGGCCUCCUGUGUACGCGUCUCCCGAGCAUCACAGCUACCACGAGGAUGUGGAUUUCCCCGUCAAUCCAGGCACGCUAUGGAACGGCCACAUCCCGGUAGGUGAUUUUGUAUCCCCUAUCGCCCAGGCACUGGGGGCUGGCCAAGGAAGCUACAAUAACCGUGUCGUGAAGGGCUACGAAAACAGACUAGGCCUGAGGAUUGCCCUGCCCUACCUCGGGGACUUCCAGGUCACGCGAGAGCUGGGUCCUGGCAGGUUCCUAGACAAGCUGGGGCCUGGAAAGUUCCCAUAUCCAGGGAUGAAGGGCGCACAGGGUUACGGGCACCAUCACAAAGAUUCAUCUGAGCAUCAUCACAGCUCUUCGCCCCCCGCCAAACAUCCGACGCCCGACAUGUACAAGGGCCUGCAAAACUACCCGUGGCACAGAAGAUAACCGACCUUCCUUAGUGUUGCUGCAGUGGUGGAGUGUUACAAUGGCGCAUGUACGUUACCAUGGCCAAUACGGUGAUGUAACUUACUUUUAAAUGUAGGCAAAGUAUUUAUUGAUAUUUUAGAUACUUUAUUUAUGUUUAUAUCUGUCUGUCUGUCUAUCUGUCUGUCUGUCUGUCUGUCUAUCUACCUGCAUCCUAUAGAUAGAUUGACAGAUAGAUAUAGAUAGAUACAGAUAGAUGGAUAAAGCACGAUACAAGCGAAUUUGUUGCAUCAACCUUGAAAUUGUUUAUCUAAAUUCUCAUUCUUCACACGAUUUCUCAGACAACCAUUCAUUCUGUUAACAAUUAGAACAAUAUAUGCUUAUACACUAAGUUCAGUACGUUGCUCAAGUAAGUUAUACGUAGCUGUGCUGAACUACAAUUAAAUCUUUGAUGCAACAACGAUGCGAGUAUUUAUGCUAUUUUUGUCGGAAACAAUGUAGAAGUUACCACAGGUUUGAAUAAUUUUCUUUUCCCGACAAUGAUUCAUCGAUUUUUCUUCAUUUUAUGUUAAAAUAGGUUAGCAGCUGGCUGCUCCCUACGUAGACUACAGUUAUAUAUUGUGAAACGUAAUAUAUGAUACCUCAGUCAUGCUUAUAAGUUGAGUAACCUACUACACUUAUUUUCACUGUAUUCAGCGCAUGUACUGCACAAUAUUUAAGUUCCCGAACAAUUAGGACAAUUAUGUCACGCCACAUACCACCUCAAAAUAAAAAAAAUAAAAAUACUGCCCAGUUGUAAAGUCUUGAAAAAAAAAAAUUGUAAACGAGAAAGGCACGACUGUUCAAGAAAAAAAUGUGCUACCAGAAAUCAAAACAAUAACAACAAAUCCUAAGUGCAAAA
Molecule: messenger RNA, 1863 nt
Organism: Scylla paramamosain (green mud crab)
Lineage: Eukaryota; Metazoa; Arthropoda; Malacostraca; Decapoda; Portunidae
Exons: 5
Coding region: 345-983 (212 amino acids)
Source: RefSeq, a predicted model, not a curated record